This is a messenger RNA of Macrosiphum euphorbiae (potato aphid), 393 nucleotides long. The record is from the annotation of a GenBank genome assembly. NCBI's taxonomy places the organism in Eukaryota, Metazoa, Arthropoda, Insecta, Hemiptera, Aphididae.
AUGAAUAUUAUGAACUCACUUGAACCGCUGUGGUUUCUGUUGAUCGUCGCGACGUUGGCUUGCACUUGUUGGCGUCCGGCCCGGUGCAGUUCCGCGGGGAUGUCGCCGGAAGAACUGGAAGAGAUCGAAGUGUUCGUGCGGUCCGUGUUGGCCGUCGCCCAACCGUACUGUCUGGGAAUCCCGGACCGUCUGCCGGCGCACAAGGACGCGCCCAUGGCGGCGAUAAACGGACGGCUGCCCGAAGACUUGCAACGGUACCUGGAGGGCCUGCUGGCCGUCUCAUCGGCGGUCGACCGUGGGACAUUGGUCGCGAUGCUGCUGGACGACACGUUCGUCAUCGACGAGGACAUGGGCCCGCACCGCGUGUUUGACCGGUUGCACGACGGCCGAUAA